UGCGUGUUUGGUCCUAGUUGCUCCCUUUUCCCCUUCCCCGUCACUAUGGCGUUCACUCUCUACUCGCUGCUCCAGGCCGCGCUGCUCUGUGUUAAUGCUGUCGCCGUGCUUCAUGAAGAACGUUUCCUCAACAAGAUUGGCUGGGGAACAGACCAGAGCAUUGGUGGAUUUGGAGAAGAGCCAGGGAUUAAAUCACAGCUCGUAAAUCUAAUCCGAUCUGUACGAAUGGUGAUGAGAUUACCGUUAAUAGUACUGAACUCCAUAACCAUUAUACUCUUGUUACUUUUUGGAUGAAGAAAUGCAAAAGGACGUCAGUGCUGUCCCCUGGAAAUUUGCAGCACGUUUUAUUGUUUAACUUCAUGAUCUCCUGUGAAGUUCCUUUGAACUGUAGUAAAGACAAACAUUGCAUAAUUCAGACUUUUGUAGAUAAAAAAUAAAAGAAAAUGGGAUCAAUGCAAAAAAUAAUUUCAAUUUUUCAAUGUACUGUUCCAAUUAAACUGGAAAUUUACAGUUCUGAA
This is a messenger RNA of Stegostoma tigrinum, 518 nucleotides long. RefSeq names its product immediate early response 3 interacting protein 1 (gene ier3ip1). Gene Ontology annotation, cellular component: endoplasmic reticulum membrane; Golgi membrane; COPII-coated ER to Golgi transport vesicle. Gene Ontology annotation, biological process: endoplasmic reticulum to Golgi vesicle-mediated transport. Bases 46 to 294 code for a protein of 82 amino acids. The record is from RefSeq and is a predicted model, not a curated record. The transcript has 3 exons. NCBI's taxonomy places the organism in Eukaryota, Metazoa, Chordata, Chondrichthyes, Orectolobiformes, Stegostomatidae.